Molecule: messenger RNA, 2080 nt
Organism: Humulus lupulus (European hop)
Lineage: Eukaryota; Viridiplantae; Streptophyta; Magnoliopsida; Rosales; Cannabaceae
Product: cytokinin hydroxylase-like
Exons: 5
Coding region: 246-1814 (522 amino acids)
Molecular function (GO): oxidoreductase activity, acting on paired donors, with incorporation or reduction of molecular oxygen; iron ion binding; heme binding
Source: RefSeq, a predicted model, not a curated record
ACACACUCUCUCACCAACCUCUCUCUCUCUCUCUCUCUCUCUCUCUCUCUCUCUGUAUUUGGUUACAUACAGAAACUAAAUCAGUCGAUCGUGACAGUCACAGAGACAGUAGAGAUCGGUACUUAGUCAGUAAAACUUAUAUAUAUAUAUAUAUUCAGAUUAAAAUCUCCUUUGUUUUUUCUAUAAUCGUGUCCUACGACGUCGGUUAUCACCACCAUAGCAGAGCUAUCUAGUAUCAUAUAAAGAUGUCGAUGGUGGUGGUAGUAGUAAUGGUGUUAAAGGGUGUGCUAUUGGUGCUGAUGAGUUUACUGGCGAGAGCCGUGUACAACAUGCUUUGGUGCUAUUGGUUGACACCGAGACGCAUCAGGAAAAUCAUGGAUCGGCAAGGAGUGCGUGGGCCUGAACCUCGCCUUCUCGUUGGUAACAUCUUGGACAUGGCUGCUCUCAUAGAAAAAUCAACUUCGCACGACAUGAACUCCAUCACACACGACGUCGUUUCCCGUCUCUUACCCCAUUAUGUCGCCUGGUCUAAACAAUACGGGAAACGGUUUAUAUACUGGAAUGGAAUCGAACCAAGGAUGUGUUUAACGGAGACUGAAUUGAUUAAAGAGCUAUUAUCAAAGUAUAGUAACAUAUCGGGGAAAUCGUGGCAACAACAACAGGGGUCUAAACAUUUUAUUGGGCGUGGCUUAUUGAUGGCCAACGGCCAAGAUUGGUACCACCAGCGUCACAUCGUUGCCCCUGCAUUCAAGGGGGACAAACUCAAGAGCUAUGCGGGGUACAUGGUGGAAUGCACUAAGAAGAUGCUCCAAACACUAGAGAAAGAAGUGGUCUCGGGUCGAGCCGAGUUCGAAAUCGGUGAGUACAUGACUCGACUCACCGCCGACAUAAUAUCCCGGACCGAGUUCGAUAGUAGCUACGAGAAAGGGAAGCAAAUAUUCCAUCUUUUAACAGUUUUACAACAUCUCUGUGCUCAAGCAAGUCGCCGUCUUUGUGUACCCGGAAGCCGGUUCUUACCAAGUAAGUAUAACAGAGAAAUAAAGUCAUUGAAAUCAGAAGUGGAGAGGUUACUAAUGGAGAUAAUCCAAAGCAGAAGAGACUGUGUUGAGAUUGGUAGAAGUAGCUCGUAUGGAAAUGAUCUUCUUGGUAUGCUGCUUAAUGAAAUGCAAAAGCAAAAGAGAGGGAAUAUGGGAUUUAGUUUAAAUCUUCAACUUAUAAUGGAUGAAUGUAAGACUUUUUUCUUUGCUGGACAUGAGACUACAGCCUUGUUGCUGACGUGGACUGUCAUGUUACUAGCGAGCAAUCCUAAAUGGCAAGACAGCAUUCGUGCCGAGGUCAAACAAGUUUGCAAAGGCCACGAUCCCACCGUUGACCAUCUCCCUAAACUUACCUUGUUAAAUAUGGUAAUAAACGAAUCACUGAGGCUUUAUCCACCGGCUAGUGUACUCCCCAGAAUGGCGUUUGAAGACAUAAAACUAGGCGAUCUUCAUAUCCCAAAGGGGCUAUCGAUAUGGAUACCAGUGCUUGCAAUCCACCACAGUGAGGAGUUAUGGGGUAAAGAUGCAAAUGAGUUCAACCCAGAAAGAUUUGCUUCCAAAUCAUACAUUCCUGGCCGGUUCAUCCCAUUCGCAUCCGGUCCAAGAAAUUGCGUAGGUCAAGCUUUCGCCAUGAUGGAAGCUAAGACAAUUUUGGCCAUGUUAAUCUCUAAAUUUAGCUUCAUCAUUUCAGAUAGUUAUCGCCAUGCUCCUGUCGUUGUCCUCACCAUAAAGCCUAAGUAUGGGGUUCAAGUUUGUUUGAAGCCUAUUCAAGAUUGAAGUUACUAUAUACUUAGAUUAUGGUGCUUUAAUAUGCCUUUUAAUUGGAGUUUUUUUAGAGAUUGGUGGUGAUUAGGCAGUUCUUAAUUUGAGGAGUUUUUUUGGGGUGUUCUCGAUAAGAAUAUGGCAAGUUUCAUAUUUUACUAUUAUUUUUGGCUCAUGUUCCUGAAUAUUAUAAGAGUAUAGUCAAGAGAUAGGCAUGAAAUGAUGGCAUACACAGAGAUAUCAAUAAAAAUUUAACGAAUCACACAGUGACUUUGCCUUUU